Molecule: messenger RNA, 2159 nt
Organism: Plutella xylostella (diamondback moth)
Lineage: Eukaryota; Metazoa; Arthropoda; Insecta; Lepidoptera; Plutellidae
Source: RefSeq, a predicted model, not a curated record
GGCGGACUUGGUAUCAUUGUGUUGGCCCGGUGUAUGUGAUGCGCUAGUGUUUAGCCAUAAAGUUCUUGUCUAGUAUUGAUUGCGAUUGAUCGGUGCGGUCGCGCCAGUUAAUAACAGUACAGUGCUAAUUAUAUUAAUUUUAUUGUGGGUUUUUUAUACAAGAGCGGGAGUUUGUCUUCAAGAUGAAGCUCUCCCUCGUGUUUGAACUUCUCAUGAUCUUCGUGCUUCUGGCAUUCGCAGCGUCGAAGAAUAUCAGAAGACAAAAGAACAACAAGAAAGGACUACAGAACCGUCAAGACGACCUCAAGAUCGAGGACAACAGCAUCAACCGCUACUGCAAGUGCUCAGAGGCGCUCUGCAACUGCUGCCGGGACUUCUCCUUGCCGCUUGUCAACCUCGAUGGACCAGGAUGUGCGUCGUUAAGGCAUCUAAGUGGUGACAAAAUGUCGGUUUCACUAAGUUUUGGAAGAAAAGUGAUCACCAACAGGACUCUAUCUGGUCGCAAGCCCACUCCCGUAUGCAUGCCUUUGCCCGGCGGAAUCUCCAAGUUCUGUGGCCGCGUGUACAACAUCGCGCGGACCGGCGAGGACUUCCGCGCGUGUCUCGGCCUGGAGCUGCAGUCCAAGAGCACCGUCGAGGCCGCCGUCAGGGUCUCCUGCUUCAACUUCGGCCCCCGAGGAGUCACCUCCGAAGCCGCUGACCCCCUGCCUCUAGUACCGCAAGGAGAGAAAGGCGAUGAUGAUGAUGAUGACGACGAUGACGACGACGACGAUGAUGAUGACGACGACUUCGGCGGCCUCGUUGACGACGAUGAUGACAGUGACUUAGAAGCCGUUAACGACGUAGGCGGCGCUGACUAUUCAGGUUUCAGUCUACUUGGCGACGAUUUGCUCGGAGACCUGUUUAGUUCGGGAGGCAACAAGAAACCCAACAAGAACAAGAACAAAAAGAAACAAGCUCCUACUACAACUACUACCACUACUACUAGACGGCCGAGACCGAACAGACGACCAACCAGGAGACCAGCUUCGAGGACCACUACACCUAAACCUAUUGAAGUCAGUUCCACCACCGUGAGAGUAAGGCCUGCGAGACCAGUGCGUAGACCAACCAGGCGCCCCGGAAGGAGGACCACGACAACUGAAGCUCCAAUCAUUGUGACUAUUCCAUCAAGCCCCGCGCCAACUCCAGCCCCGAUUCCUGUCGCACCCAUGGUCACCCUAACUAACGUUGGUUCACAGAGUAGCACAGAACGCAUUCAGUUGAGCAGCCUCUCCAGUAAUGACAUCACGGAACCGGUGGUCCUCGUGACCCAGAAAGUAAUCCCUACUGUAGCAGCCACUACUUCUAAGCCUACUGUCACCAACUUUGAGGAUCCUGGUCUCCAAAUGUCACUAGCAUCUUUAGCCGGACAGUUGUCGUCUAUGCCUGUAACACCAAUAAUUCCCUCUAAGGAUAACAUCAUGACAACGGCGCAAGAGUCCAAGUACGAGAAAAUCCAAACGAUUACUCCUAAACCGAUGACUACAAUGUCGUUCUACAACACGAUGCCUAUGAAAGACUCAACGGAGGCGAGUGAUGACAUGAUCCAAAUUGUCCAGUCAGUGGAUGAUUUACAGUCUUCGGAGAGCUCGGCUAUGCCCAUGACGACAGCGGCUGAUGAAAGUAGGUCACACCGUUUCCGCGGGCCCGUUGUUGAAAGCAACCAUUAUGAAGGCCUUAGUUUGAAAAAGAAAAGACACGGCGAUGAUAUAGGAGACUACGACGUGCUAGGCUUAACUGAAAUGGGGGAGGCCAUCGGAGAGAAUUUGGGAGUAUUUGGUGGUGGUGGCAGGAGACAAAACAGGAAAGAAGUUGGUGGUAAAAAAGACAACAAAGAUUACGAAGAUAUGCUAACAGAUGGCCUAUCGGAUUUAAGUGAUACCAUUGGUUUGACUGGAAAAGGCAACAAGAACCGAAAUAAAAAACAUAGAGGAAGACAAAAUAAAAUGAUGCGAGGGGAAUGGUCUCAAGUAUGACCGUGAUGUAGGAUGUAGUAGGAUACUUCUAGUUUUAAGAGCUAUUUAUUCUAGUUUACUUAUUUAUUAAUUCUGUACAUAUUAUCUUGAGUUUAUUUAUCUUGACUUGACUGAAAAUACAAUAAAGACAAUUAUUUUAGA